Messenger RNA from Cladocopium goreaui, 1057 nucleotides. NCBI's taxonomy places the organism in Eukaryota, Dinophyceae, Suessiales, Symbiodiniaceae. The record is from the annotation of a GenBank genome assembly.
ACAUAGUUGCCAUAUAACCGCCAUGUUGUCUGCAGAGGAGUGCCUCCAAUGGUCGGUUUCAACAUUGAAGAAGCAUUUGCAAUCCCAGGGUGUUGUCACCACAGGUUCAAAGGAGAAUUUGGUGGAACGAAUGCUGAUGCUCUCUGAGCCAUCGAGCCCACUGAAGUUCAAGGAGAAAGUAAAGACUUCGAAGGCCAAGCCGGCAACAAAAUCAGGAAAGUUGACGAAAGAUGUGAAAGCCAAAGGUGCAAAAGUUGAAAAGGUGAAGAAAGCGAAGCCGGUGAAGACCGUAAAGGCCGUGAAGGCUGUGAAGGCCAUGAAGGCAGUAAAGACGGCAAGGGCCAAGGCAGCUGAUGAUGUUGGAGACCUCCACUCUUCGGUGGCUUCGUUGAAUGGGUGCCUUCGAAAGGUGCCAAAUGUAAACGUGGGCAAGGCCCUGUUGGGACCUGGUCCUUGCCUUUUGAAAGCGUUGCCCAAGACGUCUGCUUUGAAACCCAGCACUUUGUCUAUGCAGCAUCGCUUAGCCGUCCGACUUUACACCGCAGAGGAGCCUCUCCCCCUCUACAAAGCUCUGAAUGAGCCAUUUCAUGCAACUUCACGGAGCCCAAACUCCAUUACGAACCAGGCGCCUUUCCUCAAAAUCAUGGCGCAGGCAGUCCGAGCUUUGGCGAAGGGAAAAGCUUUGUACACCGGACCGGCUUACAGAGGUGUCAAAGUAGCAAAGAGCCCACUACUGAAAAGAAAGUACGAGAACUAUUCGGAGGCAUUCAAGGUUGGCAGUCGGGUCACGUUCGCUGCCUUCACUAGCCUAUCGCUCGCUGACAGCACCGCCGAAAGUUUCGGGGAUCGCAUACUCUUCCAGUUCACUCGAGUUCGGGGCGUCCGCAUCGCAGAGCUCAGCGCAAUUCCAUCAGAACUCGAGAUCUUAGUGGAGCCACCGGCUGUGUUCAAGGUGACCAGCUGUGCUAAAUUCCAUGGAGUAUUGAGCGUAGUUCUGGAGGCGGUGGAAUCUCCCCUGAGGUAUUUGUAGUUAUUUAAAAAACGUACAUACAUACAU